AUGGGUCUUCGACUGAAGACGUACGCUUCGGACGCGUAUGGCGUUUGGGCCUUUGGAGGUUUGCUUCAUCUCAAAGGCGAGGGCAAGAUGUCGUUGGUCGGACGCUCAGAGCGGACCUCGUCCAGUGAGGUCGAUGUGAUCCUCGAUGCAGUGCUCAAGAAUGAGGUUACUAGGUCGGUGCAGAAGACUGGUCGUAGAUGGUCACCAGUGAUGGAGAAAGCGAUUCUGGCACUCAUCUGUACGGUCUGCUUCUUCAUCCGUCUAUUUGCUGUUAUCCGUUACGAAUCCGUCAUUCACGAGUUCGAUCCUUACUUCAAUUACCGUACUACUGAGUACCUUAGCCGUGAAGGGUUUUAUGAGUUUUGGAAUUGGUUCGAUAACGGCAGCUGGUACCCGCUGGGCCGUGUGAUUGGUCAGACACUAUACCCGGGCCUGAUGACCACAUCUGCGGUGUUUCACGGGGUUCUCAACUUUUUCGGUAUAUGCGUGAACGUACGUAACGUGUGCGUGUUCAUGGCUCCUGUUUUCUCGGCAUUCACGGCUAUCGCUGCCUACCUGUUAACCAAGGAGGUCACUGGACGUCCAGAGGCAGGACUAUUCAGCGCCCUGUUCCUGGGUAUCUGUCCGUCGUAUCUGUCCCGUUCCGUGGCGGGAUCGUACGAUAACGAGGCGGUGGCUAUCUUUGCUCUGACUAACACAUUCUACGUUUUUGUGAAAGCUGUCAAUACUGGGAGCAUGCUGUGGUCGAUGUUCGCGGCAGUUGCGUACUUUUAUAUGGUAGCCUCUUGGGGAGGGUAUGUGUUUAUCACCAACACUGUAUCCAUUUACAUCUUCGCACUCUUGGUCCUCGGCAAAUUCAACAAGAGGCAUUAUGUCGCGUACACCGUGUUUUAUAUAAUUGGCACGAUGUUUUGUCUGAACAUUCCCUUCGUGAACUUCCAAGCUGUCACUUCCAGCGAGCACAUGGCCUCCCACGGCAUGUUCCUCAUCAGCUCAGUGUACUGUCCCCCUUGCUACUGCCUUCCCCUAGGCCGUACUGCUACGGCUUUUGGCUUUUUGGGGCUCUUCAUUUACCUAACCUUGACUGGGAGUAAGUCAUUUGUUCUCUACUACUUGAAUUGUACGUGUAUACCCUCAGAGACUGCCUGGUCUGGUAGGAGUAUGACUCUGUUGGAUCCCACAUAUGCGUCGAAGUAUAUUCCUAUUAUAGCCUCAGUAUCGGAACAUCAACCAACGUCCUGGUCAAACUAUAUUAUGGAUCUUCAUUAUUUGCCAUUCUUGGCCCCCAUUGGCAUGUACUACUGCAUGAGACGUUUGUCUGAUGGUUCCCUCUUCCUGGGUGUAUACGGCAUCCUAGCAGUCUACUUCUCGGGUGUCAUGAUCCGUCUCCUACUGGUUCUAGCCCCAGCAGCAUCAUGCCUCGCUGGUGUUGGCGCCUCGGUCGUGGCCUCCUCAGUGAUGCCGUACCUACGUGCAUUCAAUGAUCAUGUCGAUGGUCCGAAGGCUAAGAAAGGAAGCAAGCUACCCUAUAUGCCCCGGUUCUUAGCUCUGGCGAUUUUGGGGGUCCUCGGUUAUCAAUGUACCAACUACAUCAAGCACUGUGUGUUCACCUCCUCCAUGGCCUACAGCUCUCCAAGCAUUGUUAUGUCAUAUCAACUACGUGAUGGUAGUCGUUUGAUCCAGGAUGACUUCAGAGAGGCUUACUAUUGGUUACGCAUGAAUACCCCACAGGACAGCAAGAUCCUUAGUUGGUGGGAUUAUGGAUAUCAGAUUACCGUUAUGGGCAAUCGUACAGUAUUGGUUGACAACAAUACAUGGAACAACACGCAUAUCGCCACUGUUGGCCUGGUAUUGGCCUCGACUGAGGAGAACGCCGUGCCCAUCCUCAGACGUCUUGAUGUGGAUUAUGUCUUGGUGCUCUAUGGUGGAGUUUCCCAAUACUCGGGUGAUGACAUCAACAAGUUCCUUUGGCCGAUUCGCAUCGGUGCCGGGGUCUAUCCCAACCUAAUCCAAGAGUCAGACUUCAUCGGGCCUCAAGGGUACCGGGUAGAUCAAGCAGCAACUCCUAGAAUGAGGAACUCGGUUAUGUACAAGUUGUGUUAUCAUCGUGCUGCUGAGGUCUCGAGGGGUUAUGACUCUGUUAGACAACAACAGAUAGGCGUUCCCAAUGUCAAGCCGAAGUACUUUGACGAGGUCUUCACAUCAGAGAAUUGGAUCGUUCGUAUAUACAAGGUGAAGGAGCCUGCCAAUAGAGGCGCUAAGGCCAAGACAAAGCGCAGUGUUGACCGCAAACAUGAGUCGAGAUUUGCUGACGAUAUGGAUACUCUAUUGUGAAUGAGUACAUCCAAAGAUGUUCUAUGUAGAUGAGUAAUGAACAUAGAACAGCAUAUAGCCUUUAGUUGUUGUGAUCGGCUAUUACUUUUUUCUCGCUGG
This is a messenger RNA of Perkinsus marinus ATCC 50983, 2433 nucleotides long. RefSeq names its product Stt3 protein, putative. The coding region runs from base 1 to 2334 and encodes 777 amino acids. Gene Ontology annotation, molecular function: oligosaccharyl transferase activity. The record is from RefSeq and is a predicted model, not a curated record. Lineage: Eukaryota; Perkinsozoa; Perkinsida; Perkinsidae. Gene Ontology annotation, cellular component: membrane. The transcript is spliced from 21 exons.